UAUAGCCCUAUCAGCUGCCACCCAACCACACUUCCCGCGCAUGGCCCGCCUCGCUCUGGCCGUCGCUCUGGCCGUCGCCGGGGCGUCGGAGCCGCUGGUGAUCGGCGGCAUCGAGUUCUCACGGGAGGAUGACAUCGAGAACAUGGAGAAGCUGUCCAACAUCCUGGGCCAGGCCUUCUACGCGAUGAUCUUGGCGCCUGAGGAUGCCUCGGCACUCCAGCAGUGGCAGGCGUUGUCCAGUGACAUUUGGAGCCUGGCCCAGUACGCAGUGCAGGUGCCGGCGCUUGCCCUGCCUGUGGCCAUGAGCUUGUACAACUACUUCUGGUGGGAAGGCCCGCAGAACCAGGAGCCCAACGCCAUGGCGGGCUACCAGGCUUCCGAGCUCAUGUACCUGGCGGUCCGCCACGCGAGGUGCCACGACCCUGCCCUGGAAGGCAUGGAGUUCUACAUCCAGCAAUGCCACCUGCGCUGGCGGUACCUGCUGAUGCUGGCGGGGGAGACUGGGCGACAUCUGGCGCUGGGAAGGAAUCUGUUGGCCGGCAGCCAGCUCUUGUCGAGGACUCGCGAGUACUUCCGGGAAGCCAAGCAGCUUCCGCACAUCGAACUGCUGAAGGGGCUGAGCUCUCAUGAAGUGAACUUCAACAUGGACUACUAUCCAGCCGCUACGCUCAGGCAUGGUCCUGUGUGGGACCCGCAAGUACUUCCCGUGGCCUCGUUCCUAGAGGAGAACUAUCCCGUGAUAAGGGGCGAACUGGAAAGCAUUCUGCGCGCUGGUUCGACCUUUGCCAGUCUGGAUGAGAGGACCAGAAAUGCGGAGACGCAGUUUGGCCCACGAGGGGAUGACUGGCUGACUGCCUAUCUCUUCCGCAAAGGGGAGCCAAUCCAAGAGGUCUGCAAGCACGCGCCUGGCACCUGUCAGCUGCUGCAGCAGCGCCCAGAGAUUGCCAAGUGCAAGACGAGCGGCUCUGGCGCGGGUUUUCUGCGGAUGCGGCCUGGGGGUCGCCUGAAGCCGCACUUCGGCAAUGCCCCGCGCUUGAGCGUGCAUUUGGGGUUGAUCGUCCCGGACGGGGAGAUCGUGAUGUCGGUGGGCAACAGUCAGGUUCGAUGGGAGGAGGGCAAAGCAAUCGUCUUCGACGACACCUUCAUCCAUCAGGUGGUGCACGACGGAGAAGAGCCCAGGUAUGUCAUGAAUCUUUGGAUGUGCCAUCCCUGUGACCCCUCGGAUGGCAAGGAGGAAGGGGAGGCGGUGCCUGCGUACUGCUUCGGGGAGCCGAGAGUGGGUGCCAUGCAACGCUUGGGGCUCCAGCCGCUGCCGCCCAAGUAUUGAA
This is a messenger RNA of Effrenium voratum, 1328 nucleotides long. NCBI's taxonomy places the organism in Eukaryota, Dinophyceae, Suessiales, Symbiodiniaceae. The record is from the annotation of a GenBank genome assembly.